Folsomia candida is the source of this 1994-nucleotide messenger RNA. Its product is annotated as myogenesis-regulating glycosidase. Gene Ontology annotation, biological process: carbohydrate metabolic process. Lineage: Eukaryota; Metazoa; Arthropoda; Collembola; Entomobryomorpha; Isotomidae. Gene Ontology annotation, molecular function: hydrolase activity, hydrolyzing O-glycosyl compounds. The record is from RefSeq and is a predicted model, not a curated record. The annotation marks the transcript as partial. The transcript is spliced from 11 exons.
UUUUACUCAUCAAUCAACAACAUCAACACUUGGUAUCACAAAAAAUUAGUCUGGGGGAUUGCUAUAAUCUUGGGCAUUCAAGGGGAUUCUUGCUAUGCAGAAAAAAACUUUGAGAUUCGCAACCAAAUUGGAAGAAGUGCUUCGCCGAUUGACUUCAGCUACAAUGGAGUAAUCAAGCUUAGCGGACUGCUCGGAGUUUCCCUGCCAGACUCAGUUGGAGAAGGCGUAAUCGUUGACUGCGCCCCCACCGACCCCACAAUUGAAUGCCGUGUUUACGGCGAUUUUGCGAAUGCCACGAUAACCACAAGCGUCGACAAUUGUGCCCGAGUGGAGUGGUCAUCAACUUACGCCAGACGUCUUGAAGACUGUUUCAACGUGGGGAGUGGCGACUACAUUUACGGGGGUUCUGAAACUCUUAACCAAUAUUGGCCUGUGAAUGCAGACAAAAAGAAUGAAAAUCCAUACAUCACCUCUGAUUUUUUGGGCGGAUAUGAAUUUGGAGACUUGCUGGAAAAUUACUGGCUUUUCUCCAAGGGAGCUGCAGUCCACGUUGACGAAGAAAAUCCACUUUUCGUCAGCUGGGAUACAAACCGACCGGGACAAAUUUGUUUCGUUUCAGCGGAUGCGUAUCCAUAUGAUAAACGCGAUGUGCUAACAUUAAAAUACACUGUUUGUACUGGUGAUAACGUGAAGACAGUGCAUCAGGCCAAUUUCAACAAAUUUUACCAAAAACCAACGGGGCUUCCAGAUCAAACUAUGCUGAUUCGUCCAUUAUGGUCUACGUGGGCUCAAUAUAAAACCGAUGUUAAUCAAUCAAUUGUACUAGAUUAUGCAAAUCAAGUUAUGAGUCGAGGCUUUGAGCUGAGCAGUCACAUAGAGAUCGACGACAAAUGGGAACCGUGUUAUGGCCAGGAAGAAUUCGAUUUUAAUAAAUUUCCAGAUCCUGCUGAAAUGGUUAGUCAAAUUAAAGCAAUGAAUUUAAGAGUUACCUUGUGGAUUCACCCGUUCAUAAAUUUUGGAUGUGACUUAUUUACCACGGCUGUAAACGACGAUUACUUUAUGAAAGACCAAAAAGGCAAAGCAGCAAUUACAUCUUGGUGGGCUGGGUCAAAUGCAGGUGUCAUCGAUACCAACAACGAGCGAGCGGUAACCUGGUGGAGAGCUAGAUUGGAGAGAUUAAGAACUGAAUACGGUAUCGACUCGUUUAAGUUUGAUGCUGGAGAAGUAAAUUGGUUGCCAUAUUCAAGAAGUUUAGAAGGAAAUCAAGACUUGGCACCAAAUACUUAUACAACAAAAUACAUUGAAGCUAUUGCACCCUUUGGUGGGCUUGUCGAGGCAAGAGUUGGAAGAUUAAGUCAGGAGCAUCCAAUUUUUGUCCGCAUGUUGGAUAAACUGAGUCAUUGGGGGUAUGACGCUGGAUUAAAGUCUAUGAUUCCUACGGCAUUGCUCUUCGGAAUUUUAGGUUACCCUUUCGUUCUCCCCGACAUGAUUGGAGGAAACGCUUACGGUGAUUGGCCAACAAAAGAGCUUUAUAUUCGAUGGUUGCAAGUUAAUGUCUUCAUGCCAGCGAUCCAAUUUAGUAUUGUUCCAUGGGAUUCACAUUUCGACGACCAAACAAUUGAAAUCUGCAUAAAGAUUCUCAGUAUUCGUGAGCAAUACAAGGACGAAAUUUUGAUAGCUGCAAAUCAAGCGGUAGCUGAUGGCACCCCGAUUAAUCGACCCUUGUGGUGGGUUGACCCUACUGAUUCUGAGACUUUCACUGUUGGGCAAGAGUAUAUGUUGGGAGAAAACAUCCUCGUAGCUCCUGUUGUUGAGGAAGGUGCUACGACCUUGGACAUUUAUCUUCCAAUCGGAAACUGGAGGUCGGGUGUAACAAACCUUACGUAUGUUGGGCCUGGAUGGCUCCGCAAUGUCGAUGCUCCAUUGGAUAUUGUCAAUUUUUAUAUCAAAGAGUGAUAUCCAACCAAUGCGAAAUAAAUUGUAUAUCAACAGUC